This is a messenger RNA of Ictalurus punctatus (channel catfish), 665 nucleotides long. Its product is annotated as interferon alpha-inducible protein 27-like protein 2A. NCBI's taxonomy places the organism in Eukaryota, Metazoa, Chordata, Actinopteri, Siluriformes, Ictaluridae. The coding region runs from base 156 to 467 and encodes 103 amino acids. Gene Ontology annotation, cellular component: mitochondrion; membrane. Gene Ontology annotation, biological process: apoptotic signaling pathway. The transcript is spliced from 4 exons. The record is from RefSeq and is a predicted model, not a curated record.
UGCUCAGUGCAGCCUCUCGGUGGAGCUCUCAGGGUCUUGGCUUGGUUUGGUUUCCGCCUCAGGCUGUAGGUUUCGUUUCUGAGUAAGAGCUCCACCUCUCAGCUGCCUUCUUUAAAAACACUCACUUGUGCUGGUUCUCUAGCAGGGAUUCCAAAAUGGACUUGGGCACAAUUGUGGCAAUGGGAGCUGGAGCAGCUGGCGCUGUAGUAGCAGCUCCACUUGUGGUAUCAGCGUUGGGUUUCACUGCUGGAGGCAUCGCUGCAGGAUCCAUAGCUUCGUGGAUGAUGUCAACAGCAGCUUUUGCUAACGGUGGGGGCGUAGUAGCAGGAGGUGCUGUUGCUGUCCUCCAGUCCGUCGGAGCUGCUGGACUUUCUGCUGCUGGUCAGGCCGUAGUGGCGGUUACAGGAGCGGCUGUGGCUGGAGCGGUUGAAAGCUUAACCUCUUCAUGUAAUGAAACCUUGAUUUAAACAAAACAAAUGGCAAAUACUAUUUGUUGUUUUCUGGGGGGGGGGGGGGGGGGGGGUUUGCCUAAUGAUAAAAAUUCUUUCUGAUGUGAAGAAGACCUUUUACUUGUUUUCAUCUAGAUGAAGGUGUGCACUGUGUAGUCCUAAUAUAUAACUAAUAUAUAACUAAUAUAUAACUAAUAAAAUAGGUGCACUUAUAAA